CCCGGGUGGGGAAGGGACGCGACCCCGUGCGCAUGCUCCAGUCAUCCCAGAGGGGGCGGGGCCGAGGCUACGGGAGCAGGAGGGGGGUAAAGAGAAGGGAAUUCCAACCUGUGGAAACUUGGGGGUCCCCCAGGUCGGCUUCUUCCCCUUGGCUGCGGAUGGUGCCAGGGACAGAGCCUCUGGCGGCUCGUGGGGGGUUUUGGGGUCCGCAGGGUGAGGGCGGAGGGGAGUGUCAGAGUGUGAGUGGGAUACGGGAGUUCCAAACUUAGAAUCUCGAGGCCCGCCGGGCUCCGGCGCCGGGGAGAGGGAGUUUGGGCCGCCAUGCGGGACAGGACCCACGAGCUGAGGCAGGGGGAUGACAGUUCGGACGAUGAGGAUAAGGAGCUAAUUGCGCUGGUGGUACAACCGGGCACUGCACGUCUGGGGAGCCCGGACGAUGAGUUCUUCCAGAAGGUUCGGACAAUUCGGCAGACUAUUGUCAAGCUGGAGAAUAAAAUCCGAGAGUUGGAGAAGCAGCAGGUCACCAUCCUGGCCACGCCCCUUCCCGAGGAGAGCAUGAAGCAGGACUUGCAGAACCUGCGCGACGAGAUCAAACAGCUGGGGCGGGACAUCCGCGCGCAGCUGAAGGCCAUAGAGCCCCAGAAGGAGGAAGCUGAUGAGAAUUAUAACUCGGUCAACACAAGAAUGAGAAAAACCCAGCAUGGGGUCCUGUCUCAGCAAUUCGUGGAGCUUAUCAACAAGUGCAACUCAAUGCAGUCCGAAUACCGGGAGAAGAAUGUGGAGCGGAUUCGGAGGCAGCUGAAGAUCACAAAUGCUGGAAUGGUGUCUGAUGAGGACCUGGAGCAGAUGCUGGACAGCGGGCAGAGCGAGGUGUUUGUGUCCAAUAUACUGAAGGACACGCAGGUGACUCGACAGGCCCUAAAUGAGAUCUCUGCUCGCCACAGUGAGAUCCAGCAGCUUGAGCGCAGUAUCCGUGAACUUCAUGAGAUUUUCACUUUUCUGGCUACGGAAGUGGAGAUGCAGGGGGAGAUGAUCAACCGAAUUGAGAAGAACAUCCUGAGCUCAGCAGACUAUGUGGAACGUGGGCAGGAACAUGUCAAGAUGGCCCUGGAGAACCAGAAGAAGGCGCGGAAGAAGAAAGUCUUUAUUGCCAUCUGUCUGUCCGUCACUCUCCUCAUUCUGGUGGUCAUCAUUAGCAUCUCCACGUUGGUUUGAUUGCGCCGCAUGUUCUCGGUCUCCGCUGCUGCUCCUGGCUGCCCAGCCCGUCUGGCCGCAGGACCGCUUGCUUCGGCCGCCAAGUAUGGGGUACUCACGUGGGUGCCGGGGCGACGCCAGCCGAGGCUGGGCUGGAUGUGGUCUUUGAUGCAGACUGGGACCCCGCCCCGGGACUCGGGUUGGGGGAGGGACCAGAGGGCGAGAUUGGGCCGCAGUGACGCGUGACCGGACCCGCUCCGCCUCCAUCCGCGGCUGGGCGCCCGCCUGCAGCGCCUCCCUGUGGCCCCGGAGUGGCGGCUGCACAGUGCCUGCGCCAGGUCCGAGGGUACCCUUGGCCCCCAGCGUACUGGGCGUGGCGGAGGGGCGGGGGAGUGGCCCAGUCGCCACUUGGAAAACGAUUGGCCAGCGGAUCUAAAUGUUGUUCCUGAAGAGCAUCAGGAUUGGUCCGUCGGGCGUUCUGAAAGCGUGAACACGGGGUAUUAAACGGCAAUUAGAGGAGGCUGGUGUGGGCGGGGCCUCAGGGCGAGUCCGCCGUCGCACCCAAAAGCAAUUGGAUCACAGACCGCAAGGGGCAUGAUCAAAACUCCAAAGGAGGCGGAAGGCGGCUGGCCAGUAAGAGACUGGAGGGCGGGCGUAGGAAGUCAGGACCUCGCGAGAAGCCGUGGCCUGGUCCAGCUCUCCAGGUGCACGAACUUGCGGCUGCGCGAGUCUGGGAGGGUACCCACGACUUCGUCCUGCCUGAGAUCCUGUGUCCUGGAGAAACUCUAGAAGCCUGCAGGAAGGAACCCCUUAUUUUCAGCAACUUGCAAACAAUCUGGAUGUCCACCCAAUGGGGCAACUGCGGGGCCGGAUGGAUCCGCCCCAGUGGAAGAUUGAUUUGGACGCGGGACCUUUGGGCUUCCCUAAUUCUCCAUUCUCCAUCUCUUCCCCGGCGGCCUGCUUCUUCAGCAGAAUCCUGUCUUGUUGGUCGCCUUUGUCGACUCCCUCACCUUUCUGCCUUCAGAAGCAAACUGCACGACCCGUGGCACCUACUGGGAUCUGAUAGAGACUGUCAAACCGACACGGAAAGUGCCACAUCCAUGCAGCUGGGUGUCCACGUGCAGCGUGUGCCUUGUGCUUGGCCGUGCUGGACAGCGCCACCCCUGAAAGUCUGCUUACCUGUCUCACUCAGGACUCCGUCCAGAACCUCCUAGAAGAGGUGGCUAGAUGACCAAGCGAGGGCUCAGAUGCAGGGCUCAGUAAUUUGAACUUUUCCUGUGGGCGUGGUGGGGACCCAUGGAAGGUUUUUCAACAGGUGAGUGACAAGUUUGGAGCAGACUUAGCAGACAAGUGGACCCGUGCGCUGGAGGUUUCACAGGCUCCCAUGUGUAUACCCCUUCCCUGUGGGAAACCGACCUGAGCGAGGGGCUAAGGGCAGGUUUUGCACUGUUGGCUGCUGUUAGCCCAGCUUUCUUGUGGCGUUUCCAAUUUUUAAAUUAUUUAUUUAUUUAUUUAUUUAUUUAUUUAUUUAUUUGGCUUUGCCGGGUCUUAGUUGCGGCAUGCGGGCUCUUAGUUGCGGCACGUGGGAUCUAGCUCCCUGACCAGGGAUUGAAUUGAACCUGGGCCCCCUGCAUUGGGAGUGUGGAGUCUUAACCACUGGACCACCAGGGAAGUCCUAUGCCCUUCUCUUUUUCCUCUGCCGUGAAUCUGGCAACUGCCAGAUCAAGACUUCUUAAGCCUGGAACUUAGAAUUAACAGGACAUGAAGCUGAACUGUAGCCUAUCUGUAAAAUGAUGUACAGUGUAAAUGAGAAACUUCUCUUGCUGUGAGCCUCUGACAUUUGGAGGUUGAUUGUUACCAAAUCAUAACUGUUACAGAACUAGUACCCAAAAGUGGGGUGUUGCUACCAUAGCAAAUAAACCUGAAUUGUGUGUCAUUGGCUUUGCAGCUGGAGUGGCUGGUAAGGAAACCACCACUGGAAGUUGGAAAGAUGGUGAUGUGUGUUACGCAGUGGUGAAGCAUUUGUUUAAACUGUAAGCUGGAAAUAGAACUCAGAGUAUAAAUAAUGUCCAACUGAAUUUAGAGCUUUAGGCAAAAAACUGGGGAAAGAGAAUAUUAGUAGCAUGCCUUGGUUCCUAUUGGGUGCAUUUGACAAGUUACUGUGAGAAAGAGAUGACUCAAAAUAAUUGGCCAGUUUUUAAGGAGAAAUGGAAGAGAAUGUAAAAACUCCAGGCAAAUGAUCCAAAUUUUUAACCAGUGAAAGAUACAACUGACAAGGCCCUUAAGCCACAAAAUUUGAUCAAAACUCAUCUUUGUGGCAAGGGCCAUAUCAAGUGUACGGCUCUCAUGCCUUAUGUAGAAACCUCUGAAUUGGUCAGCGUGGUUCCCAAUAAAUCCUUUCAGUUAUACAAGAUGACUCGGGAAAAAGAGGUUAAGACUUACACUCCAUUUGCCUACAACUAAGUCAAAAAAGAGAGGCAUGUCUGAACAAAUUGUGAGUUUGGCUGUUUGUCCAUGGAACUGACUAGAAUCAAAUAGAUAAGAAGUUCCCCGGCAUCCCCCCCACCAAAAAAAAGAAAAAACCAUUAGCUUGGAUUUUUAAAAGACCAUGAAUGUUCAAGUCAUAAAAUGACAUUGAGGCCUUCUAAAUUUCUAUGGGCAUGAAGGAGACCAAGAAACCUGCCCUCCUUCAGAAAGCCAUAACCUCCAAGUCUUCUCAAAUGUGGCCAAGGAGCAUAAACGGAAAAGGCUGUGCCAUUCUAAAGGCAGAGCCAGGAUUUCCCUGGUGGUCCAGCGGUUGACUCUGCGCUCCCAGUGCUGGGGGCCCGGCUUUGAUCCCUGGUCUGGAAACUAAAUCCCGCUUUCCACAACUAUAGAUUCUGCAUGCCACAACGAAGAUCCUGCGUGCGGCAACCAAGACCUGGUGCAGCCUAAUUAAUUAAUCUUAAAAAAGGUGGGGCAGAUCCAAGGACAUGGAGAACAAUGAACUAGGGCACCGGUCCCAGGAAGUAGUCCCACUCCCAGGAGAAGGAGGGGGUCCUUUGCAACAUCUGCCCAGCAGGAUUUUAGGAUUGUCAUAGACCAGUAGCUUCUGUGUCCCAUUUUUCCUUCUGAAUGAGGGUGUUCACUGCCAUUAUCCUGUCCCUGUUCCACUUCAUAUGUUGGAUGUGGUGGAGGGGACGGAGAUAACUUGUGAUUGAUUGAUUGAUCUAUUUAUUUACCUACUAUUUAUCUGUCUGGUUAUCUGUUUAUCUGUUUAUUUGCUUUGUUUUUUAAAAUUAAUUAAUUAAUAUUUUGGCUGCACCGGCUCUUAGGCUCUUAGUUGCGGCAUGUGGGAUCUAGUUCCCCGACCAGGAAUCAAAUCCGGGCCCCCUGCUUUGGGAGCUUGGAGCCUUACCCACUGGACCACCAGGGAAGUCCCUGUUUAUUUACUUUGGUUCAUAGGUCUCUAGAUCAAGAGAAGCCACAUGUGGACCUGAUAGACUAUCAGAGGUCCUGGAUUUGAGCCUGGUGCCACUAUUAAAUAGGUCAUUUGGGUGGUCUGCCUUGAGAAGGGGGUGCAUUUAUUUUGCAUGUGGAGGAAACACAAAAGGCAGUAUUUGCGACAAAGAGGGCAGACUGGGAAAGAUUUUACAAUUGUUCAAAAACAUUCAUUGGCCCUUCCUGUGGGACCCCUCCUUAUGAAAAGAUUAUGUAUCCCUAAUUCCACUGACAACAGCUCUGGCUUGCUUUAGGCAAUGGAACUUGAGUUUCCUAUUAACUUCUGUCACAAAUUACCAUGAACUUAGUGGCUUAAAACAAUAGACACUUACUCUCCUAUAGUUCUGGAGGUCAGAAAUCCAAAAUUAGUUUCACUGGGCUAAAGUCAAGGAGCUGGCAGGGCUGGCUCCUUCUGGAAGAACUAUUUGCUUAGCUUUUUCAGUUUCUAACUGAUGUGUGCAUUCCUUAGCUAGUGGCCCCAUCCUCCAUUUCAAAGCACAUCAUUUGGGGAAGGGGAAGCUGGGAUGAAGUGAGAGAGUAGCACUGACAUAUAUACACUGCCAAAUGUAAAAUAGAUAGCUAGUGGGAAGCUGCUGCAGAACACAGGGAGAUCAAGUCGAUGAUGGGUGAUGACUUAGAGGGCUGGGAUAGGGAGGGUGGGAGGGAGUAGCGGGAGAGAGGGGAUAUGGGGAUAUAUAUACAUAUAGCUGAUUCAAUUUGUUGUACAGCAGAAACUAACACAAUAUUGUAAAGCAAUUAUUACUCCAAGAAAGAUUAAAAAAAAAAAGCACUUCAUUUCAAUCUUGGCUUCUAUCAUAUCACCUUCUCCUCCUACUCUGACCUUCCUGUCUCCCUCUUAUAAGGACCCUCGUGAUUACCUUAGGCCUAACCAGAUCCUCCAGGAUAAUCUACCAUUUCACCAUCCUUAACUUAGUCAUAUCUGCAAAGUCCCUUUUACCAUGUAAGGUAACAUUCUCAGGUUUCAGGGAUUAGCAUGUGGACAUAUUUAGGGGGCCAUUGUUCAGCAUAGGAUGCCACCCCAAUCCACACGUAACUGAUUCAUGCAUUUAGUCAUAAAAUAUUUACUGAGCAACACUUAUGCAUCAGGCAUUAUGGCAGGUGUUGGUGUUGGGGGAGUUAGGAAUAUAGUCUUGUUCAGGCUUCAGAGACAGAAACAGGCCUCUGACCAACCUAUGUCCUUGCCUGGACUGCAUGCUUGCUUACACACCUAACAAUUGCUGCUAGCAAGUCAAACUGGCACUUAUGAUAAGAAAGGGAGUGGGUCUUGGAAUUUCUUGAGCCCUGGGGACCUGGCCAGUCCCCCGGGAUCUGGAGAAUCUUCUAAUUCACAUGAUAAAACCAACAACAUUGUUAAAGUAAAUCCAGAACUGCAUUUUUACACACAAACUGAUAAUAUCAGUUUGCGGCCUGGAAUUAUAAGCAGGUGCCCCCAGAACUCCAAUCUGAAGUCUCACCUGUGGAGUGGACGCACUGCCAGGGACCCUUCCCAGCUGGGCCUCCAGAUUGCUCUUCCAGGGACUUCCCAGCGCUGCUUGGAUCUGGAUGUAGGUGCUUCCCCAAUUCGGUGAUGUAUGAGCCCCUGUCUUUACUAUUCUUUCUUAGCCAAUUAUUCUCUUAAUUAGUAUACUGUGAUCUUUGUUAAUUUAAUUUUAUUGAAUUUUUGCUUAACUGAGUGUAGAGUGGUUAUUUUGCCAGCGAAUCCUACGAACCUUGAAACCGAAAGUAAGGCUUUCUGCAAAACAGUUGGAGAAGUACAGGUGAAAAUACAGACAAGGUCUCUGCUUUCAUGGAGUUUAUAUUUUAGUGAAGAUGACAAGUAAAGAAAUAGCUAAGACAUCCCCCAACCAGGACAUGUAUUAUUAAAAAAUUAAGCAGUGUGUUGUGACCAAAAAUUACAAGGGGUUGGAGAUGGCUGUUCUAAAAGAUAGUAAGGAAUGGUUUCUCAGGGGAGGUGACUAAUCCAAAGGGUAGAACUGAGAGCUCAGAAGGCAGAACAGAGCCAUGGAGGAUUGUUUAUAGGCCUGGAAAGCUAAAGAAAUUUGCUCAGCUGGCUUUUGAAAGUGCUUUGGAUCAGUGAGUCCUUUUUACCUUCCAUUUCCACCCCCCUCCUUUUAUUAAAUAAAAUUUAUUUAUUUAUUUAUUUAUUUAUUUUUGGCUGCGUUGGGUCUUCGUUGCUUCGCGAGGCCUUUCUCUAGUUGCAGCGAGCAGGGGCUACUCUUCAUUGCGAUGCACAGGCUUCUCAUUGCCGUGGCUUCUCUUGUUGUGGAGCACAGGCUCUAGCUUCACGGGCUUCAGUAGUUGCUGCGCAGGGCUCAGUAGUUGUGGCUUGCGGGCUCUAGAGCACAGGCUCAGUAGUUGUGGCGCACGGGCUUAGUUGCUCUGCAGCACGUGGCAUCUUCCCGGACCAACGCUUGAAUCUGUGUCCCCUGAAUUAGUAGGCGGAUUCGUAACCACUGUGCCACCAGGGAAGUCCAGUUCUCCCCUUUUGAAACCAGAAUGUCUGUAACUACUACCCUAUGCCUCUCUCAGCAUUGCAUGUUGGGGUACAUGGCUUGUUUCUUUAGUUUCAUAGGUCCACAGAUGAGAGGACUUGUGCUCCAGGAUGGAGUAUACCCAGAGCCUCAGAUGCAUCUAAUUUAGGUAAUGAGAUUUGGGCCUUUGGUUUGAUGAGAUUUAUACGAGUUUUUUUUUUUUUUUAAACUCUGACUUGAUGCUGUCAUGGGAUGAGACUUUUAGGGACCUUGGACAGAAGUGAAUGUAUUUUGUGUGUGGGACAGCCGUGAAUCUUUGAGGGCUAAAGGGUGAACUGUGGUAAGAAGAAUAAUGGCCCCCAAAGGUUCUGUGCCCUAAUCUCUAUGAAUAUGUUACCUUACAUGACAAAAAGGACUUUGCAGAUGUAAUUAAGUUUACUAAUAAAUUGACCUAAAGAUAGAGAGAUUGUCAUGAAUUAUUCAUGUGGGUCAAAUGUAGUCAUAUGAGCUCUUAAUACAUUUUUGACCAGAGGUGUAAUACUGCCACAGGCGUUAGUUGCUGCAAAAAACUCCCUCGUCAAUAAUGUGUUAAAAGCUGAGAAGCUUCUCCAGCUAGCUACAGAAGAGGAAGACCGAAGUCAGAGAAAUUUGAAGCAGGGGGACUCAGUGUGCCACUGCCGACCUUGAAGAGGGAGGGGCUCCUAGCCAGGGAAUGUAGACGGCCUCUAGAAGCUGAGAACAACCUCUGACAGGGUUGACAGCCAACAAAGAAACAGGGACCUCAGUCCUACAGCCAAAUGGAACUGAAUUCUGUUAAUAACCCAGGUGAGUCUGGAAGUGGAUUCUAUGCCAGAGCCUCCAGAAAAAAGCUCACACUGGCCAAGACCUUGACUUCAGCCUUGUGAGACACUAAGUAGAGGACCUGGCUGAGUCAGCCUGGACUUCUGAUCUACAGAACCAUAAGAUAAGAAAUGGAUGUUGUUUUUAAGAUGUUAAGUUUGUGGUCAUUUAUUAUGCAGCAGUAGGAACAGUAAGAUUUGAGCUGAGCCUUGAAUGAACAGAGAGAGAAUCAUGGGCACACCUAGGGUGAUGGGUUCUAUCCCCAGGAAGAAGCAAGUGCAAAGGCCCCAAGACUGGGAAUAAACAAGUAAACAGAAGGACGGCAUGGCUGGUGCCUGCUGAGUGUAAGAAGUAGGUAAGAGAUGAGGUCAGAGUUGGGAUAGGACUUGUAUGGAAGGCAAGCUCCAGGAUUUUUGUUGAAAGCGGGCUGUGCAUUAGUAAUUGAGAACAAGUCUCCAAAUCUCCUUGGUUGAAUCCAGAAUGACUGCCCCACCUACAGAGCCUGCUGCCUUCCCUUACCUCUGCCUCAGCCCUGGUCCUGGAAUUUUCUCCUUGAAGCGUCUCAGUUUAUCCAGACAUUCAGCUGGGGAGGGGAGGAUGACUGCAGUCCAAGGUACAGACUAAAGAGUGAUGCCAGCUAUUGCCCCAGCAGUGGGGCCUAUGAUUUUGCAUUCCCAAGAUGCAUUCACUACCUGGGACAGUCCUGGCAGAGAGCCAGGGAAUUAAAGGAAGUCAGGACAGAAGAAAAGUGCGGGCCAAAAGUCAGACUGUCUGGGAGUUAUCCAGAUAACAAAACAGGACAAAGAAAACUUUAGAUCACUAUUUCUUAUGAAUAUAGGUGUAAAAAUCCUCAAUGAAAUACUAGCAAACAAAAUCCAGCAAUAUAUAAAAAUGAUUAUACAAGUGGGAUUUAUCUCAAGAAUGCAAGGUUGGUUUAACAUCUGAAAAUCAAUUAAUGUAAAAAAAGAAUAUUAAUAGAAUAAAGAACAAAAACCUCCUGUAUAUUUGACAAAAUCCAACAACUUUGAUUUUUAAAAAAGCUUUAGAAACUAGGAAUAAGAGAGAACUUCUUUAACUUGCUAAUUAUCAAAGGGCAUCUAUGAAAAAGUCACAGCUAACAUCAUACGUAAAUGAUGAAAGACUGGAUGUUUCCCCCCUCAGAUCAGGAUGUCUGCUCCCAUCACUUCUAUUUAACACUGUAAGCAAUAAAAAGAAACAAAAGGCAUCCAGAUUGGAAAAGAAGACGUAAACAAUCUCAUUUUACAGAUGACAUGAUCUUAUAUGUAAAAAACCUUAGAAAUCCACACACACAAAAAGAUUAGAGCUAAUAAAUCAGUUCAGCAAGUUUGCAGAAUACAAGAACAAUGUACAAAAAUCAUAUUUCUCAUCACUAGCAAUGAACAAUCCAAAAAAGAAAGAAAACAAUUCCAUUUACAAUAGCAACAAAAGGAAUAAAAUACUUCUAUAUAAAUUUAACAAAAGAAAUGUAAGAUUUAUACACUGAAAACUAUAAAACACUAUUGAGGGACUUCCCUGGUGGUCCAGAGGUUGAGACUUUGCACUCCCAAUGCAGGGGGCCCAGGUUCUAUCCCUGGUCAGGCCACUAGAUCCUGCAUGCCACAACUAAGAGCUCACAUGCCACAACUAAAAGAGCCCACAUGCUGCAACUAAAGAUCCCACAUGCAGCAAUGAAGAUCCUCGUGCCGCAACGAAGACCUGGCACAGCCAAAUAAAUAAAUAUUAAAAAACAAACAAACAGAAACACUGUUGAAGGAAAUUAAAAUCUAAAUAAUUUAAAAACACCCAGUGUUCAUGGGUCAGAAGAUAUAAUAUUAUCAAGAUGACAAUACUCCUCAAAUUGAUCUAUGGAGCCAAUGCAAUCCCAAUCAGAAUCCCAGCCAGCUUCCUUUUUUUUUUUUUCUUUUUUGCAAAAGUUGACAAGCUGAUCCUAAAAUUCAUAUGGAAAUGCAAGGGAUCUAGAAAAACAGAAAUAAUCUUGAAAUAGAAGAACAAGCUGGAAGACCCACAGGUCCUGAUUUAAAAUUUUACUACCAAGCUACAGUAAGCAAAACAAUGUGAUACUGGCAUAAAGAAAGAUAUACACCCAGGGAAUAAAAUUGAGAGUCUGGAAAUAAACCCUCAUAUUUACAGUUAGUUUAUUUUCAACAAGGAAGUCAAGACAAUUCAAUGGAGAAAGAAUAGGCUUUUCAACAAAUAGAGCUGGGACAAUUGGAUAUCCACAUGCAGAAGAAUGACGUUGCACCCUUACCUCAAACCAUAUACAAAAAUUAACUCAAAAUGGAUCAAAAAUCUAAAUGUAAGAGCUUUUAGCUAUAAAAACUUACAGUUUAUUAAAAAACUUUUAUGCAUUUUAAACUCAUUUAUAACUAAGUUAUAAACUUUGUAAAUGUUUAUAAAACUCUUAGAUGAAAACGUAGGCAUAAAUCUUCAUGUCCUUAGAUUAGGAAAUGGGUUAUAAGAUAUGGCUCUCAAAGCACAAGCAACAACAACAAAAACAGACAAAUUGGACAUCAUCAAAUUAAAAUUGUUUGCACUUCAAAGGGCACUUAAAAAGACAACCCACACAAUGGGAGGGAAUUUUUGCAAAUCAUAAGGAACUUGUAUCUAGAAUACAUAAGUCCUGCCACUCAACAGAAUCAAUCCAAUUUAAAAAAACGGGCAAAGGACUUGACAUUUAUCCAGAGAAGAUAUACAAAUGGCCAAUAAGCCCACGAAAAGAUUCUCAACAUCAUUUGCCACCAGGGAAAUGCCAAUCAAAACCACAAAUUUACACCUACCAGGAUGGCUGUAAUAAAAAAGACAGAUAAUAACUGUUGGUGAAGAUGUAGAGAAAUUGGAACGUUCAUACUCUGUUGAUGGGAAUGUAAAAUGGUGUAGCCACUUUGGAAAACAGUCUGACAGUUGCUCAAACAUUUAAACAUAGAGUUACCAUAUGACCCAGCAAUUCCACUCCUAGAUAUAUACACAGAGAAUUGAAACAUAUGUCCACACAAAAACUUGUACAUGAAUGUUCACAGCAUUACUCACAAUAAAAAAUGGAAAUGCAGAUGUCCAUCAGCUGAUGAAUGGAUAAAGGUAAUAUAUCCAUACAAUGGAAUAUUAUUUGACAAUAAAAAGGAAUGAAGAACUGAUCAAACUACAACAUGGAUGAGCCUGGAGAAUAUUAAUGCUAAGGAAAAGAAUCAGUCACAAAAGACCACAUAUUGUAUGACUCCAUUUACAUGAAAUGUCUACAACAGGCAAACCUAUAGAGACUGAAAGUAGAUUAGCCAUUGACUAGGGCUGAGGGAAGAGGGUUGAUGGGGGGGUGGGGGGAGUGGAGGGCUUGGGAUCAAUCGGAAGUGACAGCUGAUGGAUAUGCAGUUUCUUUUAGGAGGUAUGAAAAUAUUCUAAAAUUAGUUUGUGAUGGUAGCAUAACCCUGUGAAUAUACUAAAAACCACUGAAUUGUACACUUCAGACAGGUUAAUUGUAUGUAUAUGAAUUAUAUUUUAAUAAUGUUGUUAAUUUUUUGAAAGUUAGACUGAGUCCUCAGGGAGCAGGAACUAGGGUAUAGGAUGCUGAGGGUGUCAGAGAAGGGGGACCAAGGGAUGGGUGGGUUAUCUGGGCCCAGAAAGGGAGCAGAAGUUGUGGAUCUGUUCUGAACAUCCAGGGGACACACUUCAUCCUUCAUUGUCGAUAGAUACCCAGGGAUAUCUGUUGAUUAGUGUGUAUGGUAUCUUUACACCUAUUUUUAAAAGGUGCCUCCCCAACCCCCAAGAUAAAUCAUCUUGCUCAAGGCCAAAAAUCAAGUCAGUAAUAAACAAAAGUUUCCCUGCUUUCAGUCCCCCAGUCCGGUGUCUGUUUCUUCUCUCCUCUGGGUUAUGGGUAUGGGCAGUGGAUGUCCUUGGUCAAACUGGUGCCCUCUUUCUUGCAGC
Messenger RNA from Hippopotamus amphibius kiboko, 11942 nucleotides. RefSeq names its product syntaxin 4 (gene STX4). Gene Ontology annotation, cellular component: SNARE complex; endomembrane system; plasma membrane. Gene Ontology annotation, biological process: intracellular protein transport; vesicle fusion; exocytosis. Gene Ontology annotation, molecular function: SNAP receptor activity; SNARE binding. The record is from RefSeq and is a predicted model, not a curated record. The transcript has 11 exons. The coding region runs from base 322 to 1215 and encodes 297 amino acids. NCBI's taxonomy places the organism in Eukaryota, Metazoa, Chordata, Mammalia, Artiodactyla, Hippopotamidae.